Messenger RNA from Paramuricea clavata, 1544 nucleotides. The record is from the annotation of a GenBank genome assembly. Lineage: Eukaryota; Metazoa; Cnidaria; Anthozoa; Malacalcyonacea; Plexauridae.
AUGAUUGUUGGAGAUAUAAACUGUGACUUUGCUAAGGCAGUGCCAGAUUUCCAUACGCGGAGACUCCAACUGUCAUGCUCUCUAUAUCAAUUAAACCAGUUAAUUAUUGAACCAACAAGGGUGGCCGAGGGUUCGGCAACUUUAAUCGACCUGUUUUUAACAAACGAACCAGAAAAUAUAUCAAAUCCUGGUGUGAUCCAUCUUGGAAUAUCGGAUCAUAGUAUGAUUUUCGCAGUUCAAAGUAUAACAGUUCCAAAAUCAGGCAGGCACACUACUAGAGAAAUCCGUGACUAUAAAAAUUUUGUUGAAAGUGAUUUUAUAAAAGAAAUAUUGCAAAUCCCUUGGGAUAUUGUAUGCCAAUUUGACGAUCCUAAUGUAUGUUGGCAAGCUUGGAAAUCCAUUUUCCUCGAGAUACUUCACAGGCAUGCGCCUAUUGAGUACCUGACAGGCAUGACAGGCAUGCGCCUAUAACAUCCAAUGUCAAAAGGUUAAUGAGGAAUAGGGAUUUUCAUAAAAAGCAUGCAAUAAAACAUGCUUCUUCGGCACAGGAACAAUACAUUCCCUCCAUGUUGAUGACUGUCAGAAUUUUGAUAGUUUAUCCAAUGAGGACAAAGAAAAGAUUGAACAAGUUCUAUUCCUGCUUGAUAAAUUUUGUGUAGGAGAUUCUUUUUACCAUGAGCUAACCAUGAUUACUGAUGGUCUUCCCAAGUCAUACUUGGUCAAGCAAAGGAGAAGCCAAUUAAAUGAUAUUAGUAAUGUGAUCCCAACCCCCGGUGAGGCAGAUGGGGCUCAAAUUUCAUUUACAGAGAUGCCGAAAACCCGGAUUCAAGAAUUUGUAAAACUUCAUGAUGAAGUAGACUGGAGCAAAGAAAAAAUUCAGAUUAAGAUUUCAGGGGAUGGAGCAAAAAUGACAAGGAACUCAAGUUUCAUAUUGCUUUCCUUUUCAUUACUUCAAAACAGAAAAUAUGUAAUGUCGGCAAGUGGAAAUCACACAUUUGCCAUCAUAAAAGGAUCUGAAAACUAUGAAACUUUAAGAGAUUCCUUCAGCACCAUUUUUGAAGAAAUAAAUAACUUAAAUGAGGUGAGUGAAAUUACAAUAAACAAUACAAAAUAUGGCCUUGAAUUUUUCCUGUGAGGAGAUUAUAAAUUUCUCCUCAUAAUGUUGGGCAUGAAAGGAGCAACCUCAAACUAUGCAUGCCUUUGGUGCAAGAUACACAAAGAAUACAGAUGGCAAAUGGACAAGGAUUUAGACUAUUAUAACUCUCAUCCACUCCAACGUACACUGGAAGAAGUAAUUAAAAUGGCAAAUAAAAAGGGGACUGCAGACAAAUUCUCUUGUGAAAAUGAGCCCCUCAUUAAGAUUGAUUUAGAUUAUGUUGUUUUGGAUGAGCUCCAUCUAUUACUAAGGGUAAUGGAUGUCCUGUUAAACAAUAUUAUACAAGAAAUGAUUGCCUGGGACAAAAAAACAAAUUUUAAUUAAAAAAAAGUGUGAAAGAGAUAUGAUACAUCUCACAAAAUUGCAAUCAACCAUUAGAUCCUGUGGG